Messenger RNA from Solanum pennellii, 1117 nucleotides. RefSeq lists its product as uncharacterized. The record is from RefSeq and is a predicted model, not a curated record. Gene Ontology annotation, molecular function: acyltransferase activity, transferring groups other than amino-acyl groups. The transcript has 3 exons. Bases 147 to 956 code for a protein of 269 amino acids. Lineage: Eukaryota; Viridiplantae; Streptophyta; Magnoliopsida; Solanales; Solanaceae.
AGUUAUGGAUUCAUCAAAAAUAACUCUCCGUCCAUACAGAUCAACGGACGUUGAUGAUGUACUGUCAUGGGCAUCUGAUGAUCGCAUAACCCUAUCCACCCAUUUCAGCACGUUGACUUCCAAUGAAGCUGCGUUGAACUUCAUCAAUGAAUCCUCCAUCCCUUGGCGUCCGAUCGAUCGGGUUGGUGGUGGCCCGACCUGGAUCGGGUGAUGACAGGUGUCGAGCUGAGAUAGGAUAUGUUUUAGGAUUUGAGUAUUGGGGACACGGGAUCACAACGGAGGCUGUGAAGAUGGCAAUUCCUUUGAUUUUGGAAGAGUUCCCUGAAAUAGUAAGGCUUCAAGCAUUAUCUAAUGCUGAGCAUAAAGCAUCACAUAGAGUAUUAGAGAAGGCUGGGUUUAUAAAAGAUGCUACGUUAAGAAAGUAUUUAUACUUUAAAGAUAUGAACUCCUCAAGAAUUAGUCUGCGUCCAUUUAAGUUAACGGACGUUGAUGAUAUGAUGUUAUGGGCAGGCGAUGAUCGCGUAACUCAAACCAUCCGAUGGGAUACUUUGACCUCAAAAGAAGAGGCAUUGACCUUCAUCAAGGAUGUAUGUAUACCCCACCCUUGGCGUCGAUCUAUAUGCAUCGAUGACCGUUCCAUUGGAUUUGUAUCUGUAUUCCCAGGAUCAGGUGACGAUAGAAGUCGAGCUGAUGUCGGAUAUGCUGUUGCUUUUGAAUAUUGGGGGCAAGGGAUUGGUACUGAAGCACUCAAAUUGAUGAUCCCUCAAGUGUACAGUGAGUUUUCUGAAGUAAUGAGGCUUCAGGCAUUGGUUGAUGUUGAGAACAAGGCAUCCCAAAGGGUAUUGGAGAAGGUGGGAUUCAUCAAGGAGGGAAAAUUGAGAAAAUAUGGAUAUCACAAGGGGAAAUUAGUGGAUCUGUUCAUGUACAGUCUCUUAUCCACUGAAUCGAUUUACUGAUACCACUGGCGCAAUUCUUUCUUAACAUGUAAUUGGAAAUUAGUCUAUCGUUCCAGGUUGUUUUCACUUGUAAAAUGUGAAACUCCGGGGGACAAUGGCUAUUUUGAGAUCUUUCUAUCAAAUUUAUGAAUUCUUGGAGAGAUUACGAGCUAUCUUUGACA